AUGGAUCGGCGUGGCUAUCCUCCUGGUCCGGCCGGUUGGGAUCCCAAUUCACCCAACCCACCACCCAUGGAUCAGCGAUACAAUCAGCCGCCGCCUUCACAGCACUACCCACCUCCGCAGCAGCAACAACCUCCUCCGCAGCAGCAGCAACCGCCGCCGCAGCAGCAGCAGCAGCAGCAACAGCCAUCUUAUCCUCCUUAUAGCCAGGGCCCGCCGCAGGCUCCGCCGUACAGCCAGGGUCCGCCUCCCCCCUACGGCGGAGGUCCCCCACCGGCUUCUUAUAACGAGCCGCCGCCACAGCCUUAUAACGCGCCGCCGCCGCAGUACCAGCCUUACGCCGGCGGUGCACCGUACGCCGGCGUGCCUCCUCCCCAGACGAGCUACAGCCCGCACCCACCCGCGUAUGGCGGGCCGGCACCCGGGUACCCCCCGCCGCAGCAGCAUCAGCAGCCGCCGCCGCAUCUCCCGCCGCAACAGCCGCCGUCGGGGUACGCCCCGCCGCCGUGGCAGGCGCAGGGACAGCCGCCACCUCAGGGGCAGUAUCCGCCAGCUCAGCAGAUGCCAGGUGGCAUGCGGCCUCCUGAGGGGCGACCCGAUCCGUCCGCGGCAGCCCCGUGGAAGCAACGUCAGCAGCAGCAGCCGGAGGAGGAGAGAGGGAGAGACAGGGACGAACGCGGUCGCGACCGUGACCGGGACCGCGACCGGGACCGGGAUCGCGACCGUGAUCGCGACCGUGAUCGGGAUCGCGAUGGUUCGUCGAAGCCGUCGCUGAAUCGCUACCCGCCGCCGCAGAGCUUAUACAGCGACCCGCUGAAGCCAGCACCUAGCUCGAUCUAUGAAGACGAGUCGCCGCGCAAAUCGAAGCCGAAGGUGGAGGUGGUCAUGGGUAAGGCCGCCGGUGCGGAUGCUACGACCGGAGCUGCCACGUCAGCCAUGUCUCAGAUCCUUGCUGCCAGAUCCGCCGUUUCUGCGCUUCUCGCGGCGACUAACCCGCAACUGGCGGCGGCGCAGCAGCGCGCCGCGGCAGUCUCCGCCGCGAUCACCGGAUCGACGGGAUCCGGCGGCACGAGCUCUGCCGCGGCGGCGAUUGCAGCGGCCGCCGCUGCAGCGAAGAACCCGCUGCUGGCGAGUAACCCGAUUCUCGCGGCGCAGGUUGCGGCGAUCGGCGGGUCGAACGCCGCGUCUGCCGCUGUAACGAAGGCCGCGUUACUGGCCGCCGCCGCGAACAGCGCGAAGCUGGGCGCCGUCAACCCGGGACUCGCGAUGGCCCUGGCUAUGGCUGCCGCGAAGCAGGCGGAAGCGGCGCGGGCGGAAGGGGUACCCGCGGAGGGGGACAAGGACAAGAAGGCGGAGGACCGCGCGGGAGAGAAGCGCCGGCGCUCCCGCUCGCGCUCGCGCUCCCCGUACUUCCGCCGGGGGAGGGGGAGGUCUUUGUCCCGCUCCCCUCCGAUCCGCCGCCGAUCCAGGUCCCCAGUCCGGGAGAGGAAGCCUGGGUCCGCGUCGCCCACGCGCAGGAGCCCGUCGCCCAGAAUUCGCAGGCGACGGUCGCGAUCGCGGUCGCGGUCGCCUGUGCGACGCAGGCGGGGGAGAUCUGGGUCGCGGUCGCGGUCGCCGUACGGGCGGGGGAGGUUCGGCGGGUGGCGCGGGCGCGGGAGGGAGGUCAGUCCGGAGCAGCCGACGAGCACAGUGCUCAUCCGCGGCAUCGCGCCGUGGGCUGUGGAGGCAGAUAUCUUCGCGCUGCUGGGCGAGUGGGGUCCAUUGAAGGAGGUGCGCGUGAUCAAGGAGCGCGCCACGGGGUUCAACAAGGGCUUCUGUUUCGUUGACCUUGAGACCGUGGAAGCGGCGAAGGCGCUGGUGGAGGGUGCAAGGGGCAAGGAGCUAAAGAUGGAUGACCGCUUGCUCUUGUUCCACUACAGCAAGCCACUGCAAGGGGCGGAGGACGGGGGCGCGCUUGCGGACAGCAGCUCGGGGAAGCCCCUCGACUGGGUCUGCCCCUCCUGCGGUGUCAAUAACUUUGCGCGCCGCUCCGAGUGCUUCAAGUGUGUGACCCGCAGGCCUGCCAACCCCGUGACUGUGGCUGACAGGGGCGAGGAGAGGGGAGGCAGGGGCGGAGGAGACGAGUGGGGCGGGCGAGGAGACAGGAGGGCGGCGGCGGUUGCUGUGACCAUGGGUCCAGAUGCGUCGAACGUGCUUAUAGUGAGGGGGCUGGACGACAGCGUGCACGAGGAGAGCCUGCGGCAGGAGUUCUCUCAGCACGGCUCCGUGACUGACGUGCGUAUGAUGCGCGACAAGAUCACACUCAAGUCACGUGGAUUCGCCUUUGUGACCCUUGGCUCCGUGGAUCAAGCAACACGCGCCAUGCUCACGUGUCACAACAAGCGACUCUUCAAGGGAGGCCCGGUCAUGCGAGUGGCGUAUGCGCGCGGCCCCAUCCACGGAGUGCCCUCCACGCCUCUUGCUGACGCUGCCACCGCUGCCUAUGCCGCUGUCGCUGGCGGUGGCGCUGCUGAGGAUACUGACGUCAUGGCUCAGAUGGAGGCGUCAGGGUGGAUGCCCAAGGAGUAUGACGAGGGGGCAGCAGGGGGCGAGCAGCAGGCGCAGACGGGCAGUGGUUUCGUGUGGGACGAGGCGUCGGGGUAUUACUAUGACAGCUCCACCAGCUUCUAUUAUGACAGCGCCUCAGACCUCUACUACCACUCGGACUCCCGCCAGUGGUUCCGUUACGAUCCUCCCCCAUAUGACCCGUAUUCAGCUGGUGGCGCCACUGCCCCUGCUGGCUCUGCUGCUAAUGCCCCUCCUGCUGGUGGCGCUGCUGCUGGUGGUGGUGGUGGUGGUGGUGGUGGUGGUGGUGGUAGUGGUGCUGGUGCUGCCCCUGCUGGUCCUGGCCCUUCUCCUCCUGCUCCUAUGCCGCCCACAACUGCUCCUUCCUCCUCCCCUGCUGCUCCUCCUCCUUACAACCCAUACUCGCUUGCUCCCUCCUCUGCUCCCCCCGUCUCCUCUUCCUCUGCUGCACCGCUCACCGCCUCUUCUGCACCCCCCUCCUCGUACGACCCCUUCGCAGCUGCUGCGACCUUGGGGGGAGGAGCAGCGGGAGGAGCGGGAGGAGCGGGAGGAGCGGGAGGAGCGGCGGGGGACGGUGCAUAUGACCCGAUUGCUGCAGCGCUGGAGGCAGGGGGAGGGAUGCCGGACUGGGUCACUGCGCCCAUACCUGCUGCUCCUGCUCCCGCUGGAGCCCCGGCCCCUCUGCCGUACUCGCCUGGCCUCUUGCCUCGCCCUGCUCCUGCCUGGCAGCCACCCCCGCCUCCCAACUACUAG
Molecule: messenger RNA, 3315 nt
Organism: Closterium sp. Yama58-4
Lineage: Eukaryota; Viridiplantae; Streptophyta; Zygnematophyceae; Desmidiales; Closteriaceae
Source: the annotation of a GenBank genome assembly